Molecule: messenger RNA, 1179 nt
Organism: Pyricularia oryzae 70-15
Lineage: Eukaryota; Fungi; Ascomycota; Sordariomycetes; Magnaporthales; Pyriculariaceae
Product: 60S ribosomal protein L3
Exons: 4
Coding region: 1-1179 (392 amino acids)
Biological process (GO): translation; ribosomal large subunit assembly
Cellular component (GO): ribosome; cytosolic large ribosomal subunit
Molecular function (GO): structural constituent of ribosome; RNA binding
Source: RefSeq, a predicted model, not a curated record
AUGUCUCACCGGAAGUACGAGGCACCGCGUCACGGUUCGCUGGCAUACCUGCCACGCAAGCGGGCUGCUCGCCACCGCGGAAAGGUCAAGAGCUUCCCUAAGGAUGAUCCCAAGAAGCCCGUCCACCUGACGGCGGCGAUGGGCUACAAGGCCGGUAUGACGACGAUUGUGCGCGACUUGGACCGCCCCGGUGCCAAGGCACACAAGAAGGAGGUCGUUGAGGCCGUUUCGAUCAUUGAUACUCCCCCGAUGAUCGUUGUUGGUCUGGUCGGAUACAUCGAGACUCCCCGUGGCCUGCGCUCGCUCACUACCGUGUGGGCUGAGCACUUGAGCGACGAGGUUAAGCGUAGGUUUUACAAGAACUGGUACAAGAGCAAGAAGAAGGCCUUCACCAAGUACGCCAAGAAGCACUCCGAGAGCAAGGCUUCGUCCGUCACCCGCGAGCUCGAGCGCAUCAAGAAGUACUGCACCGUCGUCCGUGUCCUCGCCCACACCCAGAUCCGCAAGACCCCCCUCAAGCAGAAGAAGGCCCACCUUAUGGAGAUCCAGGUCAACGGCGGCUCGGUCGCCGACAAGGUUGAGUUCGGCCACGGUCUCUUCGAGAAGCCCGUCUCGAUCGACACCAUCUUCGAGCAGAACGAGAUGAUCGACAUCAUUGCCGUCACCAAGGGUCACGGUUUCAACGGUGUCACCUCGCGUUGGGGUACCAAGAAGCUGCCCCGUAAGACUCACAAGGGUCUGCGUAAGGUUGCCUGUAUCGGUGCCUGGCAUCCUUCCCACGUCCAGUGGACUGUUGCCCGUGCUGGUCAGAUGGGUUACCACCACCGUACCUCGGUCAACCACAAGGUUUACCGUAUUGGCAAGGGUGACGCCGAGGAUAACGCGGCCACCGAGAUCGACGUUACCAAGAAGAAGAUCACUCCCAUGGGUGGUUUUGUCCGCUACGGCGAGAUCAACAACGACUUCGUUAUGGUCAAGGGUUCCAUCCCGGGUACCAAGAAGCGUGUCAUGACUCUGCGCAAGUCCAUGUUCAUCCACACUUCGAGGAAAGCGCUGGAGAAGGUCGAGCUCAAAUGGAUCGACACCUCGUCCGAGUUCGGUCAUGGUGCUUUCCAGACACCAGAGGAGAAGAAGACCUACCAGGGUACACUCAAGAAGGACCUCGUUGCCAGCUCAUAA